GGUAGUCCCUCAGCUCCUGCCUGCCUCCUAGGCUUCCUUGCAGGAUCUCUCAGCUGUUGGGAGUGUGCUUCUUGGGCGUUGGGUCGAUCGCGCGAGUUGCCAAAACUUAUUCUGCGAUCAAGCUCAAGACCAAAGAGCAAACACAUACAAAGACAGAGAUGCCGCCAAUGCCACAAUCAGCCAUGCAGGGCUCAGGUCCGACUGCGUUUGACAAGAUGAAGAUGGGUGCCGUGAUGGGAACGAGUGUCGGCUGCUGCGUGGGUAUCCUCUUUGGUGGCUUCAAUGCACUGCGCUAUGGACCAGGGCCUGACGGAUUCCUACGCUAUAUCGGUAAGAACAUGGCGGCGAGCGCGGCGAUGUUUGGCUUCUUCAUGAGCAUUGGCAGUGUCAUUCGGACAGAGGAGCAGCAGAGUUUGGAGGAAGCAAAGAGACGUGUAAAUGUCUGGAGGAACAGGCGGCUCGUCUUUGAGAGCGAGAUGCGUGCCUGAACAGUGCCGCUGUUUUAUGACUGUCUCUUUUCUGCCUCUCCCCGCACUUUCUGACGUAGAAUCAACAUCCAACGACAUAUAUACUUCCCUUGUCCUUGUCCCGGUCUUUGUUUCUCUAGAUACGAUAGCUAC
This is a messenger RNA of Protomyces lactucae-debilis, 620 nucleotides long. RefSeq names its product reactive mitochondrial oxygen species modulator 1-domain-containing protein. Gene Ontology annotation, cellular component: TIM23 mitochondrial import inner membrane translocase complex. NCBI's taxonomy places the organism in Eukaryota, Fungi, Ascomycota, Taphrinomycetes, Taphrinales, Protomycetaceae. The coding region runs from base 159 to 488 and encodes 109 amino acids. Gene Ontology annotation, biological process: protein import into mitochondrial matrix; protein insertion into mitochondrial inner membrane. The record is from RefSeq and is a predicted model, not a curated record. The transcript has 3 exons.